CAGAGUGAGAGCUCUUUACCUUCUGUUCCAUCUCUGCAGUGCCCAGAGUCAGAGGGUGAGAGCAAAGAUCCUCGGCUGAGAGACAGAGCAGAGCUCAUCUUCUUCAUCUUCACACAGUGAAGCAGCAGCACAUGAUGUGAAGCUUCUUCACUUUUCUGUGACAUUUUCUAAUCCUUUGUUUUACUGUGGGACUUUUUUUUCUUGUGGUGGCAGAGAUGCCGGUGCAAAUCCCAGAUGACUCUGACUUCUCUUCAUUCAAAGAUCAGUGUCUGAGCACAGACGGAUGGAUCAGCCGCUACAGCAAGGGCGGUGUGACGGUGUGGUGCCGGGAGGAGGAGAGCAAGGCAGUCCAGAAACUCAAGAUGAGGAUAGUGUGUAAAGACGUGACUGCAGAGACGCUAUACGACGUCCUCCAUGACACCAGCUACCGCAGGAAGUGGGACACCAACAUGAUCGACACGUACGACAUUGGCAGACUGACCGUCAACGCAGACGUUGGAUAUUACUCCUGGAAAUGUCCGACUCCUCUGAAGAACAGAGACUUUGUAACGAUGAGAUCUUGGCUUCCUCUCGGCAGCGACUACUUGAUCAUCAACUACUCCGUCAAACACCCGCAACAUCCUCCAAAGAAGGACUAUGUCCGAGCCGUGUCUCUGCUGACCGGAUACCUGAUCCAGUCCAACGGAGCCACCAGCUCCACCCUCUACUACCUGACCCAGAUGGAUCCCAGAGGUUCUUUACCAAAGUGGGUGGUCAACAGAGUCUCUCAGUUUGUGGCUCCGAAGGUAAAAUGGUGGACAGUUUGUCAUCCUCUCAGUUUUGGACAGUGGACGUGUCUCACUUUGUCUCUGUCCUCUCAGGCCAUGAGGAAGAUCUACAAGGCGUCUCUGAAGUACCCGGAGUGGAAGAGGAAGCACAGCCCUCACCUGAAGCCCUGGAUGUUCCCGGAGCAGAACUCGCUGCCGUGCGUCCGCGUGUCGGAGCUGACGCUGCAGCGAGCCGACUCCCUGGAGAACAUCGACGAGAGCAGCGCGAGCGAAGAGAAGCGGCAGCACAGCGACGACGAGGAGACUUAACUGACCCAAACUAACCAGCUGCUGUGUGUGUUGCUGUGUUUCACCAGAUAAACGUGUUGAUCCGCA
Molecule: messenger RNA, 1142 nt
Organism: Hippoglossus stenolepis (Pacific halibut)
Lineage: Eukaryota; Metazoa; Chordata; Actinopteri; Pleuronectiformes; Pleuronectidae
Gene: stard15
Product: StAR-related lipid transfer (START) domain containing 15
Exons: 5
Coding region: 216-1076 (286 amino acids)
Molecular function (GO): lipid binding
Source: RefSeq, a predicted model, not a curated record